Wallemia ichthyophaga EXF-994 is the source of this 804-nucleotide messenger RNA. RefSeq names its product UPF0347 membrane protein C.03. Bases 1 to 804 code for a protein of 267 amino acids. The transcript has a single exon. The record is from RefSeq and is a predicted model, not a curated record. Gene Ontology annotation, biological process: protein folding in endoplasmic reticulum. NCBI's taxonomy places the organism in Eukaryota, Fungi, Basidiomycota, Wallemiomycetes, Wallemiales, Wallemiaceae. Gene Ontology annotation, cellular component: EMC complex; membrane.
AUGGCACUCACGCUGAAUACACCGUCACUGUACAUCGACGACCAAAUCAGAGACUGGGUGUUAUUUCCAAUUACGCUGGUAAUGAUAUUAGUCGGGCUGCUGAGGCAUUAUGUGGUGCAGCUGCUAGGCGGGAAGGGGAAGAAGCAAGAAGUGAAGGGAAUAAGGGAGCAGCGUGCUCUGAUGCGCUCAGCGAUGCUGCGUAAGAAUGGUGGAGUUCUUACGCCUACAGCCUUCUUCAAGCGCAAGCAGUUUCUUAUAGAAGCGUUUAAACAGGGCAGCUAUCUCAAGCAGGCACCACCGAAAGACGGCGAACAGCAACACCCACCAAACCCAUUAAACGACCCAGAACAGAUGGACAGCAUGAUGGAUGGAAUGAAAAAGCAGAUGGUUAUGUUCAUUCCUCAAACAGUAAUUAUGGGCUGGAUAAACUCAUUUUUCAGCGGAUUUAUACUGAUUAAGCUGCCAUUCCCAUUGACUAGAGGGUUCAAGAGUAUGUUGCAGAGGGGAAUAAUGACAGAUGAUAUGCCUGCUAGCUAUGUGAGCAGUAUCAGCUGGUACUUUCUCAAUUUAUUCGGGUUAAAUAGCGUAUUGAGGUUGAUACUAGGCGAGGGGAACCACGCAGAUGGAGUUAGAGAUAUGCAGACAGCUGCUCAGCUCGCAGGGACUUCGAGCCAGCCGAAUCCGAUGCAGAACCAGGAUAUGAACAAGGUGUUCAAGGCGGAGAUAGAUAAUCUCGAGCUAUGUGAGCCUAAAUUUAUGAUGAGUGGUGUAGGAAAUAGAGUGCUAGAAAAGUAUAAUGGAUAG